UCUUCUCAUAUAUUCUACGCGUUAUUAAGAUGUCGUAAAAAUUGAAAUAUACGUAUACACAUGUAGCUGAUAAUAAAAUGUGUUAGUGAGAAGAAGAUGAAGGCAUUCAGAACAAAGAACUUAGUUAUGGUAUAUUUUACACACCAACGGAGCACCGUAAUGUUCAGUUCAUUCCGGAUGUAAACAAAUGCAUCAUUUACUAAAUGUACUUUGUCAUGACAUGACACUAUUUCACAUGAAUGCCUUUCAUAACCGGGCUAAAUUAUCAUCAUUUCACUGUUGAUCAUCAUGGGAGGGUCACCGUCACUACCCGAGGUGUCACUAACCACGGACCGCGUGGUUCUCAUCACAGGCGGAAAUACGGGUAUUGGAUAUGAGACCGCUAAAUGGAUAGCUAUGAGGGGAGCAAGAGUAAUCAUUGCCUGCAGAUCAGAGGAACGAGCAACAGCCGCCAUCGAACAGAUGCAGGCAGAGUUUAAAGAAGAAAGGUCCAAAGGUACGCCCGGACUUUGUUCUUAUGAAACUCUCGCCUUGGAGUUCAUGGCUUUAGAUCUAGCAUCCCUCAAAUCUGUGGAAAGCUUUGUAGAUGAUUUUAAAGCAAAGGAAAUUAAACUCCACAUCUUGCUUUGCAACGCAGGGAUAGCUCUACACGCACAAGAGUACACGGAGGACGGAUUUGAGAUUAUGUUUCAGGUGAAUUAUCUUGGUCAUUUCCUCUUGGUUGCCAAGCUGUUACCUCUAAUGCUGAACUCGGGUGAGGAUUGUCGGCUUAUCUUUGUUUCCAGUGAAGCACAUCGCACUACCAGCUUUGAUUUAGAUAAAGCACAAGGAAAGCAUCAUACGAAAGAAAACUUCAAGAGACUCAUGUAUUAUGGAAACUCUAAACUUUAUCAGAUCAUGCAGAUGUACACCCUAAAUAGGCGAUUACAGACGACAAACGUAACUGUUAACAGUUUACAUCCUGGAAUUGUUAAAACAGAACUUACAAGAAGUUUUGCGGAUUUGCAGGCAUGGAAGCUCUUCUUUCAGCUAGCUAGAGUUGUGCAAAUGACCAAAACUCCAUUCGAAGGCGCUAAGACAUCAAUUACAGCAGCUGUAAAUCCACAAUUCAAAGAUACAAGAGAUGCAUACUUUGCUGACAUGAAAAUCGGUCAGGCAAACAAUCUGGCAAGAGAUCAGGAGAAACAAGAGGCUCUCUGGAGAUACUCUGUAGAUUGCCUGAAGGAUUUUAUAAAGACGGAGGACAUGAAGUACUUAGAGGAACUUUAAGUUUGUCAAGCAGUUUGUAUUCUGUACUGAAUUAUCUGACCAUAUGUGACAUGCAUUAUAAUAAAUGUAUUUUUACCAGUUAAA
Molecule: messenger RNA, 1353 nt
Organism: Ostrea edulis (European flat oyster)
Lineage: Eukaryota; Metazoa; Mollusca; Bivalvia; Ostreida; Ostreidae
Product: WW domain-containing oxidoreductase-like
Exons: 8
Coding region: 289-1269 (326 amino acids)
Source: RefSeq, a predicted model, not a curated record